Penicillium egyptiacum is the source of this 1605-nucleotide messenger RNA. The record is from the annotation of a GenBank genome assembly. NCBI's taxonomy places the organism in Eukaryota, Fungi, Ascomycota, Eurotiomycetes, Eurotiales, Aspergillaceae.
AUGAGCCUUGACAAAGAAGAAAAGCAAUUGGAGGAUAUAUCCAAGGAUAACGUCGAGCAGAUAGAGCAUGCUGAACAUUUCGAUGUCAAAGACCAGUCCGACCUCAGCGGCAUUGAGGCGACAGCUGCCUCCAAGACAGCUUGGCUGAUCUGCAUUGUCGUUUCCAUCGGUGGUCUCUUAUUUGGCUACGACACGGGCUAUAUCUCCUCAGUUCUAGUCACAAUUGGAUCGUCUCUCGGUCAUAUCCUUAGCUCGAGUGAACAGGAAAUGGUGACAUCCCUCACAAGUGGUGGUGCUCUAGUCGGUGCAGUAGGAGCUGGUCUUACUGCUGAUCGAUUUGGUCGUCGUUGGCCAAUUUGGGGCGCCUGUCUGGUAUUCGUGGUUGGAACUAUCCUCCAGACAUGUGCCUUUUCUGUCGCCCAGUUUGCGACCGGAAGAUUUGUUGUGGGCCUUGGUGUAGGAAGCGCAUCUAUGAUUGUUCCUCUCUAUAUUGGUGAGCUGGCGCCUGCGCAAUACCGUGGCCGCAUGGUUGCGUUCAACAACAUGAGUGUCACGUUCGGUCAAUUGCUUGCAAGUGCUCUCGGUGCGGGUUUUGCUGAGGUAAAAGGCGAGGGGUGGCGAGCGACCGUCGGCCUUGGAGCUGCCCCAGCUCUUGCACUCGCCGGGUUACUAUUUGUCUGUCCAGAAUCACCACGACAGCUGGUUACUCAUGGCAAACACGAAGCAGCGCAGGCUGUCCUUCUGCGAAUCUACCCGACAUCGACAGUUGAGCAACGUCAAGCUAAAAUAAGAUCAAUCGAGCUAUCCCUUCAGGAAGUCACUCAAGCUAUGGACAAAGAAUCCCUUUGGGUCACUUUCAAACGUAUUUUCACCACACCCGCCACCGGCCGUGCGGUUCUAACCGCCUGCAUGAUAAUGGCAAUUAGCCAACUUGGAGGGUUCAACACUCUAAUGUACUAUGCCGCAACGCUAUUUUCCAUUGUCGGAUUUAGCAAUGCCACAGCCGUCGGCAUCACAGUCUCCGGUACGAAUUUCGUCUUCUCAAUUGUCAAUCUCCUACUUGUGGAUAAGUUCGGCCGUCGUAUUAUUCUGACGAUCACCGUCCUUGGAAUGUCUCUCUGCAUGAUCGUCGCUGUCAUCGCGUUCCGAUAUAUCCCAAUAGAUACCGAGACUCUGGUUGUGCAGAGUAACAAUAUCGGCUGGCCAGGCAUCCUGGUCCUCGUCGCAAUUAUUUGCUACGUCGCCUGCUAUUCAUCUGGCGUCGCCACUAUUGCAUGGAUCGGCACCGAGCUAAUUCCUCUCGAAGUCCGCGCAAUGGGAACUAUGCUAAACACCGUCACAUGCUGGAGCACGAAUAUCAUCAUUUCAUCGACUUUCCUUUCCAUGAUGAAGAGUUGGACACCAAGUGGUGCUUUUGGGUUCUAUGCCGGAAUCUGCUUCUUCGGUUGGGUUUUCGUAGUCUUUUUCUAUCCUGAGUGCAAAGGGAUGCCGUUGGAAGCUGUCCGAGAAGUUUUCAGCAACGGAUUCGGGGUCAGGUAUUCAAAGAAGUGGCAGAAAAACCACAAAGACGAUGUCAAGGUUCAAACAAUUGUCUUGGGACAUUAG